Messenger RNA from Linepithema humile (Argentine ant), 1034 nucleotides. Its product is annotated as enoyl-CoA delta isomerase 1, mitochondrial-like. NCBI's taxonomy places the organism in Eukaryota, Metazoa, Arthropoda, Insecta, Hymenoptera, Formicidae. The record is from RefSeq and is a predicted model, not a curated record. Gene Ontology annotation, cellular component: mitochondrion. Gene Ontology annotation, biological process: fatty acid beta-oxidation.
AAACAUAUAUUAAUUUUGCUCGCCUCAGCAGUCGUAGGAUUCAUUUGGUGACGUUAACAGCAUUCUUCAAUUCUUGCUACUAACAAGACUGAAACUUUAUCACAACAUGUCAGUUUUAAAGACUUUAUUUGCCGGAAGACAGGCAUACCUCAGGAGAUUUUAUGCCACAGGAUCAAAAUUGAUUGAGACCACACGAGAUAAUGAUACUGGAAUUGACAUUAUAUCCAUGGCAAGAGCACCUGUCAAUAGUUUGAACACAGAACUGUUAAGCGCAUUGAAAACAUCUCUGUCAGAAGCUCAAAACAAUCGCAGCAAGGGCAUUAUACUCACAUCGUCCUUACCAACUGUAUUCUCAGCGGGAUUGGAUAUCAUGGAAAUGUAUAAUACUGAUAAACAGAGGAUGGUCAAUUUUUGGCAGACAUUGCAAGAUACUUGGCUAACUCUUUACAGUCUAAAUAUUCCAACAGCAACUGCUAUUAAUGGUUCUAGUCCUGCCGGAGGAUGUAUGCUGGCAAUAUCCACGGAAUACAGAGUUUUUGUUGAAGGAAAGCAUACCAUGGGAUUGAACGAAACGCAAUUGGGUAUUGUCGCUCCAAAAUGGUUUAGAGAUAUGUAUAUCUCAUUGAUGGGCUAUCGACAAGCCGAACUAGCGCUUUUAAGAGGGUUACAAUUUAAACCUGAAAAGGCUUUGCAGCUUGGACUUGUGGAUGAACUUGCUAAAGAUAAAGCUGACGCGAUUGAAAAGUGCAAGAAUUAUAUUUUAUCCUAUGCUAAUAUAGACAGUACGGGAAGAGCUGCAACCAAAUUAGCAUUACGAAACGACUCAAUACAGUGGCUAAAGGAAAACAAAGAAGCUGAUUUGAACACAUUUGUGGAAUUCACACAAUUGCCAAAAGUCCAAGCUGGACUUAAACUUUAUAUCGAAUAUUUGAAGCAGAAGCAAAAAUAGGUAUUUUGAUAAAAGACUUACUCCUUUAUUCUUGUUAUUUCAAAAAAUAAGAUUUUUAUAUACCAAAAUAUAUAUUUUACACUGA